ACACAUCAGUUACAGUACUAAGCAGUUUGACUACGAGUUCACCGGUUGUGUUCCGCAUCAGGAAAACUCCAGCUUAAUAUUCAACACAUCCCCCUGCCUAACCGGCGGGUACAAUUACGUCACUGAUCUCUGUGAAUACCACAUAUUCAGUUGUCCUUCCUCCUCAGAAUAUCCAUAUGACCCAUAUCGAUAUUCCCCAUAUCAAUAUUCCCCAAUCUAUGGAUGCGUUAGCAGCCCAAAGACGUAUACCUUGGUGCUGGAUUCCUAUGAUUUGAUCUGCGGACUGUUGAUGAAUUGCACAAAGACUACUACCUUUCAAUCAGCACGUGGCACGUGGCCAUUAUCCCCAAAUUCUCAAGGCUACGCAUACUGGUCCAGACCAAACUGUGGGGAAUGUGAACAAACAGGCAAGUAUUGCAGAUUCAGUACUAGUAACAAUAACAGCAAGCAGCAUGAAACCGAAUGCUUUGGCAUCCCUAACCAACCAACAGGUGAAACGAAAAUCCCACUUGACGUUUUAGCUCUGAUCCUCCCACCUGGCCUUUUGGUUCUUGUUGAACUUGUCAUAGCUGCAUACUUUGUCCACAGAUCAAUCAUUUUAAAGAAAGAGUAUCUAACGGUUGAAAGAUUUUUAGAGAAUUACAGAGCUCUCAAGCCUACAAGGUACACAUAUGCUGAGAUAAAGAAAAUUACUCAUAAUUUGAAGGACAAACUAGGCCAAGGAGGUUAUGGAACAGUUUACAAGGGAGAGCUUUCCAAUGAUGUUCCUAUCGCUGCCAAGAUCCUCAACAACUUCACAGGAAAUGGCGAAGACUUCAUCAACGAAGUAGGAACAAUAGGUAUGAUCCACCACAUCAAUGUUGUCCACUUGGUCGGAUAUUGUGCUGAUGGGUAUAAAAAAGCUCUUGUUUACGAGUACUUGCCACAUGAUCUAGAGAAAUUCAUUGCAUCUGAUCAUAAAAAAGCUUCACUUGGUUGGGAGAAACUCCAAGAUAUUGCUCUAGGCAUAGCCAAAGGAAUUGAAUAUCUUCACCAAGGAUGUGAUCAAAGAAUCGUUCAUUUCGAUAUUAAGCCUCAUAACAUCUUGUUAGACAAAAUUUUCAUUCCAAAAAUCUCUGAUUUUGGGCUAGCCAAGUUGUGCUCGAAAGAACAAAGUGUUGUAUCAAUGACAACUGCUAGGGGAAUGGUGGGUUAUAUUGCGCCAGAGGUGUUCUCGAGGAACUUCGGCAAUGUGUUACACAAGUCAGAUGUCUAUAGUUUUGGAAUGUUGUUGCUUGAAAUGGUUGGAGGGAGGAAGAAGAAUUUUGAUGUUCAUGCGGAAGAAAAUAGUGAGGAAGUUUACUUUCCUGAAUGGAUAUAUAAUCAUUUAAAUUGCGAAGAAGUAAAUAACAAUGAAGUUGAGAAAGGCGGAGAUGCCAAGAUUGUUAAGAAGCUAACAGUUGUAGGACUUUGGUGUAUCCAAUGAUACCCAGGAGACCGGCCCUCAAUAAAAGCUGUGGUUCAAAUGCUUGAGGGAGAUGGAGAGACUUUGGCCAUGCCCCCGAAUCCCUUUUCUACCACAAGUCGAUCAAUCACAAGGGGAAACAUGGGCGGAAGGCAUUUUAGUAGCAUGUUAGAGAUCAUUUCUGAAUCCGAUUGAGAGUGUGUUGCUCAAUUGGAUGGAGUUAUUACGAAAUGCUAAGAGUACCAAUGGGUUGGGUACUGAGACGAGCAUGCGGGGC
Molecule: messenger RNA, 1721 nt
Organism: Rhododendron vialii
Lineage: Eukaryota; Viridiplantae; Streptophyta; Magnoliopsida; Ericales; Ericaceae
Product: rust resistance kinase Lr10-like
Exons: 3
Coding region: 290-1465 (391 amino acids)
Biological process (GO): protein phosphorylation
Molecular function (GO): ATP binding; protein kinase activity
Source: RefSeq, a predicted model, not a curated record